Molecule: messenger RNA, 4422 nt
Organism: Topomyia yanbarensis
Lineage: Eukaryota; Metazoa; Arthropoda; Insecta; Diptera; Culicidae
Product: leukocyte receptor cluster member 8 homolog
Exons: 5
Coding region: 213-2696 (827 amino acids)
Cellular component (GO): nucleus
Source: RefSeq, a predicted model, not a curated record
UUCUCUUUUCCAUGCUUCGAAUUAAUUCCAUUCAUUCAUCGUGAAAAAGUGUGUCAGUAAAGUUCGUGAGUGUUACAAAGUGAACAUUUUCCUAAUUAUUGAAGCUAAUUUUGCACUGAAGAACGCUUAAUUUUGCAGUAAAGCAGGAAACAAGGUCGGAGCGCUAGCCAGCUCAACACAUUCAAUUUUGGAAGGUAUCGUUUCAGUGUGCUAUGAGUAGUGCUGGCGAUACUAUUGUAAGUACCGUAUUGCAUAGCAGUUGUAUGAGCUCGCAAGAUAAAUCUGGUUUACAACCGAGUGGAUUCUCCGGAAACAACCCGUACGGAAUGGCAUAUCAGCAAUACGCUCAGUAUUGCAACGCCUACUACCAGCAGUUGCAGUUUAACUCAAGUGGGGGGAUUCCGAUUAAUGUACCACCACCGCCGCUGCCCGCGCCCGGAUCGGCAAAUACCGGUAGUGGGAAAAAUCAAAAUGUGUUUGCCGCCGACGAGGACGACGUACCCAACAAUUUUGAAACUUCGUCGUCAGCCUCGCCGUCUGCAGGUAGUUUAAUGAACACGACAACAUUUUUUAGCUCUCCUCAGCAACAACAGGAAGGAAAGAUGCAAGGGCUCAAGCAAGCACCUAGCCAGUUUGGUCCAAUUCGGUUCAACAUCAGCAAACAGCCACAGCGAGUGAGUCCACUGGUUCAAGCUAAUCCCUUGAAUCAUGGGCUACAGCAACAGCAGCCUCAACAACAGCAACAACAUUCGAAUUUACCACAGCAAUUCAACCAGCCAAGCAAACGGAAGAAGAAGAAAAACAAGAAUAACAUGAACAACAAUGUUACUAACCAGGCUCAGAAAAAACCUAUGUUUAAUUCAGCGAAUAUUCCACCGUUAAUGGCAUCAGGUACUGGAGGAUCUAACUUUCAAGUGUCGAUGCCGGUUCCGGAUCUAAGCAGGCCUCCCCCACCAAUUCCUAACCAAUCUUCAAUUGGAGGUACCAUCAGUACAUCAGUUCCUCCACCACCGACCAUGAAGAAACCAGAUCCGUUUCAUAACCCAACCGAUGCAUGGCCCGAAAGCUUGAACAACUUUGUCGCGCGCUGUUAUGCCAAAUGUAAGACAGAUUUUGAUAAAGAUCAAAUCGAUAUCUGCCUUAAAGGGCGUAUUACAGCUGCCGCGAAUAAAGGUGAAUUGUGGACCAAAGAUUGGGAUAACGAACCGGUACCAAGUGUACACAGUGAACGGGAGACGAUAAUCCCGAAUAAUAAACCCCAGAACGCGGGUAUUGUUGGAAGUAUCAAUCAAUAUCAAAACACUAGGAAAAGUAGAAGUCCCAGCAACAAUGGCUACGGACAGAGGAACAACAGCCAAAAUUACUCGCGUAAAAAUGGUGGAUCGGCAGGAAUUUCGCAUUCACUUGGGUCUCGCCUAGGGAUCAAGUCUGGAUCGAAAAAGUCCCGUUCUUCCCAUUCACGUUCUCGCUCUCCCCCUAGUCGGUAUAGCCGCAAUCGUCACAGCCGUUCUUCCAGUGGCGAAUCUCGCUCACCUCGUCGAAAACGCCGAUCCUCGGAUAGUAGCGAGGACAGCCGUGCGUCCUCCAAGCAGUAUAAAGUAAAAAAUCAAAAGCCAACUCAAAAAAAUAAAUCGUCUGGUACUGCCAAAAACCAGAAAAAGUCUGGUUUCUAUUCAGAACACGGUCAGAUUGGUGGUGCCGUCGAUGGUGAUCAGGAAGCGCUCAAAAAACGUGCUGCGCGCUUCAACAACUCCAGCUCACGGAAAGUCUCGCCUCCCCGCCUUGCAUCGCCGAUCAAGAAGCGCCUUCAGUUACCAACACCGUCUCGUCUGUUCAUUGAAGAUACCACCGGUGAUAACGAAGCUGGACUGGAUCUGUUUGAUCUGCACAUCGUCGGUACCUGUCGGGAUCUAGAGAAGAGUUUCCUACGACUCACCAAGGCCCCAGCCCCGUCCGAAGUACGACCCGUGGAGGUGCUUCGCUACUCGCUGCAGAAUGUGAAGAACAAAUGGGUCGAAAAGCAGGACUAUUACUACGCGUGCGAUCAACUGAAGUCCAUCCGGCAGGAUUUGACGGUUCAAGGUAUUCGGGACGAGUUUACGGUCCAGGUGUACGAAACGCAUGCCCGCAUAGCCAUGGAAAAGGGUGACCACGAGGAGUUCAACCAGUGUCAAACACAGCUCAAGAUGCUUUACUCAGAGGUGGGAGGCGAGAAUAUACUGGAGUUUAUCGCGUAUCGGAUCCUGUACUACAUUUUCACCAAAAACACGCUUGAUCUGACCACCAUUUUAAAAGCGCUUACACCCGCGGAACGCGAGCACGAUAUAAUUAUUUUUGCGCUCAAAUUACGUUCCGCCUGGGCCCUUGGCAAUUACAGUAAGUUCUUCAAUCUGUACCGUGUGGCCCCCCUGAUGGCUGGCUACCUGAUCGAUUGGUUCAUUGAACGGGAGCGCAAAAUUGCCCUGAAGAACAUAAUUAAAGCUUAUCGUCCCAAUUGCCCGGUGGACUAUGUCAGUCAGACGUUGGCGUUUGAGAGCGAGGACGUAUGUUUCGAUUGGCUAUCGACGUUCGAAUUGACCUUCAUUUCGAAGCAAGAGACUCCCGGUACCGAUGCUGCUACUGCUGAUACAACGGCGACUAAUGUGAAGAGGCUGAUCGACUGCAAGACCAGCAUGAAUGUGGUGAUGAAUUUCUAAGCUCCGUUUGGUGGUGCCGCUUCUCCAUUCCACGUGUAGUAGUCCUUCCUGUUGGCGGUCUCGUUCGUUUGAUUUUCUUAAUUAUCGGUUAAUUGUUCGAUUCACUCACCGUACAAGAUUUAUUGGGUGAUUCCUUCAGAGGAGAUCAACAAAGGCAGUGAGGUUGUUCAGUAAGCGCACCGGAAGAUAGGGGUUCGUUUUAGAACUCUUCUGCUGAUGACUGGCUGCAUCAAGACCAAAGGACUGUCCGAUUGCUCUAAUAUUAUUGAUGAGCAUUAGGCUUCAACAAGGACAACGUGGAAUGAGGAUCUGUAAAAGUGCUUAUUGUGUGUAUGUGCGAUGUAAUGUAAAGAACUUGCUUGUUGAGAAUCGAGAAUUAAUUGAACAUUACCGACGAUCAGUAUCGAUCGUUGUGCUUUGUGGAGAUUUCCCCGGAUCGAGAGGAUGACGUGAACAAUCACAUGCUCAAGGAUCAUAGUUGGAUCAGUAGCUACCAGGAUAAGGUAUUUUUUUCGGAUCGGCCAUGGAUGGCCAUUAUCGAAAACAUAAAGGGUCACAAUAACACACUGGCUCCUAAUUGAUGAUUUGAUUUAAUCGAAAGCAAAAAUGAUCUACAUUCGAACCGGAUCUGUGCCUCUUCUGCAAGCCAAAUCGGCUACUCUGCCUGGAAAAUAUUCCUCUCUGUUGGAAUUUAUGGAUGCGGCAUCAAGUCAACUCUGUAAAGAAAAAACGAGAUUUCAGAUUCAACCGAUAGAAUGGAACCAUGAUUAUUUCGCUCAUCACUGAACAGAACAGUCAGUGACUAUGAUGAAUACCGUAAGAAUACCUAACAAAACAACAUAGGAGCCUGGGAUUGUUCCACAAGGCAACGAUUCAACAAAACAUGCAAACAAACGCACGAGGGAGUGCCAAAGGGAAGAUAGGAACAGUUGGAAAUACCAACAACGGACACCGCUCAGAAAAAUUAUCUGUAUAUAUUAUUUAAUAACAGUGAUUACAGUGAACAAUUGUACAGACUAAGUGAAUAUAGGUGUAAAUACUUCAGAAAUGUGAAUUAAUAGGAACAAUCGGUAGUGUGCUGGUAUACCGUCGUAUAAACUCUUGGUAGAACGAUGUGAUUAGAUAGGUCGAUCUUUGGACAUGCCGCAAAAAGAAAAACGAUGCCGCGAUUUUUGUUUUUCUGGGAAUUUAUAGGUUCAUCUGGACGGGAAAGUGGUGAUCCUCAACCUUGGAGGCAGGAGCUUCCAGUCAUCGAUUGCCAGCAAGAAACGAUCAACGCCUGAUCGAUGCUGCGUGUUAUGCUGCUGUAUUAUUUGUAUUCCAACAUCCCAAACUUCCAUCCGUGAGCAGAAACAUCCCUAUCCUGAACAUCCUAUCUAAGACACUCAAAUGGAUCCUUUCUCGCCGCAGGCAUUCCCGUCCCAUGCCGAAUCCUAUCCUUUCACAAAUAUCAAGAAAUAUUCACCUCGAAAUUUGAUGGUGAGGCUGUGAACUCUUUGCUGAUUGUGAAGACGAAUGAAAUGAAAGAAACUUUCUUAUGUUCUACCUUUCUUCCUACAGAAAGGCGUUCUUUUGCUUUGAUUUUAUUCUGUUUUUGUCGUUAAUUAGUUUUUAUCGGAAUUAAUUAAUAAAUUUUAUUGAACAUAAACCAUUUUUCAAGAAAGGAUUAGAACUAUUCCUGCUACAUGGAAUGAUCAUCUCAAAUAAAAGCCAAUAAAAAAAUUAA